AUGUCUUCAACGUCUUCGAAACAUUCUGCUUUUGGUGCUAAUUCUCAAAAAUCGCAAGACCCAAAAUCUUUAUAUUGUUAUGGAUGUGAGCGGGAGAAGCCUAUUCACUCCUUUUCGAAAACACAAGUAACGAAAGCGGUCUCCAACCUUCAUAAUCCUUACGCGCCUGGUGGGAAAACUCGCAAAAAGCAUCAUACAAUGUGCAAAUCGUGCACUCCACAACAGAACAAUACGCUAACCUGCAUGCUAUGCACCAAAACCAUGCCUUUGGAUGAUUUCGCUAAGGCGCAACGCAGGAACGCCGAAAAAGCUCGCUGUCUUAAAUGCAUGGCAAAACGUAAAAAGUCCGACGAGGACGAGGAUGAUAGUGCUCCUGACACUGAAGAUGACGACGAGGAUGUCAAUUACAAUGAAACAUGGGAUGAUAUCUUGUAA
Messenger RNA from Ambispora gerdemannii, 435 nucleotides. The record is from the annotation of a GenBank genome assembly. NCBI's taxonomy places the organism in Eukaryota, Fungi, Glomeromycota, Glomeromycetes, Archaeosporales, Ambisporaceae.